Molecule: messenger RNA, 213 nt
Organism: Pyrenophora tritici-repentis Pt-1C-BFP
Lineage: Eukaryota; Fungi; Ascomycota; Dothideomycetes; Pleosporales; Pleosporaceae
Source: RefSeq, a predicted model, not a curated record
AUGCGCAGAUGGUCUGAUCCUAUAGCGAUGGUGUUCGAGAAACGCGAACACGACGGUUUUUUGCAGCGGCUGGAAGAAAACAAUGCCGAGCCGACCUGGGGCUUUUACGUCUACGGCACGUAUGCGCGCCCGCAAGAGCAGAGCGACAAAGAUGACGAUAUCGAGGAGAGCAAAGCCCAAAAGGCAGCAAAAGGCAAGUUCAUGGAACAAUAA